CCUCGCAUUUCUGCAACCCUUCUUCCUGGACAAUUGUUUUGAUCACGAGCAUGACGAUCGCUAUGGAUGGUGUGAGCGAUGUGCUGAUGAAGGUGGUGGUGUUUGCGGUAGUUCAAGCUCUGGUGUACCUCAUCCUCACCAAGUCCUCCAAUGUCUUCUCCGCUAAUCAGAAGCUGAGGUCUCUCAGCUUCCGGCCGGCCCGUUCGGUGAGCGUCCGCCGCUUGCUGGCCUUGCUCUCCGACAUGCCUCCCGGCGGUGAGACCUCGCCCUCAUCCUCGUCGAGGUCUCUCGCGGAUGAUUCAUCGUGGACCGACCGCAAAGGUUGAUACAAUCCUGGGGGAGAUGAAGAUAAGUUUUCGACGACACAAACAACCGAGAUUUACUAUGAUGAUGAUGAUGAUGAUGAUGGAUCUAGUGGAUUUACGACGAGAUUGUUGCUGCUGUAAUUAUGAUUCAUUCCUGUGCUUCUACUGAUCAGAUGCCAGAUUAUAGGCCACUGUUUGGAGAUUGUUUUAUUACUUUUGUAUCUUUGUUGAAUGUCACUUGAAAUUAUGGUCGAUUUCUAAUCUUUCGAUCUUAACUAUUUGUUGAAUUGGUCAA
Molecule: messenger RNA, 600 nt
Organism: Musa acuminata AAA Group (dessert banana)
Lineage: Eukaryota; Viridiplantae; Streptophyta; Magnoliopsida; Zingiberales; Musaceae
Exons: 1
Coding region: 51-326 (91 amino acids)
Source: RefSeq, a predicted model, not a curated record